AUACGUAACACCAUAUAUAUAAGAGAAGCCCUAGGAUCAUUGUGAUUUACGUACAAUCUUUGAAUUUAUAGUAUAGUACAAUCAUUCGGGUGAAUGUUUUACAUAGUUCUGUCAAUUUAUUGUGCUAAAAAUCAUUUACUAACGGACAUUAAAAUGAUGAGUAUGCUCUAGAUUGUGUUGUAGUAAAAUUAAUCGGUUUAGUAAACUAGUAGAACCACGAAUUACCAAAAUGCCUUGUUGGUAUUAUGACAAGAGGGAGUUACGGAAUACUCCUUCUGCACUAGAUAAUAUUGAUUAUGAAACUGAAAUGCGGUACCGAAAGGAAGGAGCACGUUUUAUCAUGGACACUGCCUUUAAAAUGGACUUAGGAUGUAAUACGAAGGCUACUGGUGCCGUUUACUUCCAUAGAUUUUAUAUGUUUCACUCAUUUAGACAAUUUCCUCGGUACGUAACCGCUUGCUGUUGUUUAUUUCUCGCUGGUAAGGUUGAAGAAACACCAAAGAAAUGUAGAGAUAUUAUCAAUACCGCUCGUGGUUUAUUAAGCGAUGCUAAAUUUAGUACUUUCGGUGAAGACCCUAAGGAAGAGGUCAUGACUUUGGAAAGAAUUUUGCUGCAAACAAUUAAAUUUGACUUACAAGUGGAACAUCCUUACCGUUACUUACUCAGGUAUGCAAAAUGUUUAAUAGGUGAUGAAUCAAAACUGGAAAAAAUGGUGCAAAUGGCGUGGACGUUUGUUAACGAUAGUUUGUGUACAACACUGUCACUGCAAUGGGAACCAGAAAUAAUCGCAGUGGCACUUUUGUAUCUUGCCGGAAAACUAAGUCAGUUUGAGGUCGUAGAUUGGGUUGGUCGUACUAAUAAGCAUUUGCGAUGGUGGGACAUGUUUGUGGAAGACGUUACUUUGGACUUACUAGAAGAUAUUUGUCACCAGGUGCUCGACCUUUAUUCACAACCUGUUGCCGAGGCACCUCCUGAUAGUCCACCGCUUUCACCAAAACCACCUUUACCGGCUCCAUCUUCGAGCAAAACAAACGGUCAAGAAAAAGAAAAGACUGAAACUCCAAAAGUGAAACCACCACCCAUCACCACUACCACCGCUACUACACCAACGGUUGCACCAGUAGUUCCUGAAAUUCCGGCCUACAGCUACCCGCCAGCAUUCCCAGCCGCCGCAUCACAUGCCGGAUCUUACCUACCCCAAUAUACAAAUCCCACAGUUGCACCUCCACAUAUCGCAGCUCCACCUCCCGGACCACCCCCACCCCACAUAUCCGCUGCACAGGCCGUUUUAUAUCCGCCAUAUGUGGGCCCGCCGCCCCAUUAUGCCCCUGUUGUACCACCUGCAUCGUUUUAUCAGCCUGCCCCAGCUGCUCCUCCUCACCGACCUUUUUACCCUCCACCAAGUUAACCUAUGGGUUUUUUCUAUUUCGAUCAUGUUCUCAUAUGAGUGAGUGAGUAUUAUACGAAUAGGUAGAAAUUAUAUUUGUGGUAAUUCAUUUUUUUUAACAAUCGAAAUACAAGAUUCAUUGGUUCACAAGAACGGUGUUUGCUUGUUUUGGAAAAGCGAAUUUUGACUGAUAUUCAGUAUAUUUCCUUCUGCUCUGACUGUGAAUGUAAACUUGUUUCAAAACAAAUAUUAAAUAAUUGAUAUUGUAA
This is a messenger RNA of Photinus pyralis (common eastern firefly), 1656 nucleotides long. Its product is annotated as cyclin-K. Lineage: Eukaryota; Metazoa; Arthropoda; Insecta; Coleoptera; Lampyridae. The transcript has 5 exons. The record is from RefSeq and is a predicted model, not a curated record. The coding region runs from base 230 to 1408 and encodes 392 amino acids. Gene Ontology annotation, molecular function: cyclin-dependent protein serine/threonine kinase activator activity. Gene Ontology annotation, biological process: regulation of transcription by RNA polymerase II; positive regulation of DNA-templated transcription, elongation. Gene Ontology annotation, cellular component: cyclin/CDK positive transcription elongation factor complex; nucleus.